UGAACUCCUCUCUGGUGAUUCUCUGGUUCUCGCCGCGGUCCACCUUGUUGAAGAUCUCCAGGACCUUGAUCUUGCGGCCAUGCAGUAUAUACGACCUCGCAUUUAAGCCUGAUGGAACUCAACUGAUUUUGGCUGCAGGAAACAGAUUACUGGUUUAUGACACAUCUGAUGGCACCUUACUUCAGCCCCUCAAGGGACACAAAGACACUGUGUACUGUGUGGCAUAUGCAAAGGAUGGUCAGCGCUUUGCUUCUGGAUCAGCUGACAAAAGUGUUAUUAUCUGGACAUCAAAACUGGAAGGCAUUCUGAAGUACACGCACAAUGAUUCUAUACAAUGUGUCUCCUACAAUCCUGUUACCCACCAACUGGCAUCUUGUUCCUCCAAUGACUUUGGAUUGUGGUCUCAUGAACAAAAGUCUGUCUCCAAGCACAAAGCAAGCAGCAAGAUCACCUGCUGCAGCUGGACAAAUGACGGUCAGUACCUGGCUCUGGGGAUGUUCAAUGGGAUCAUCAGCAUUCGGAACAAAAAUGGCGAGGAGAAAGUGAAGAUUGAGCGGCCAGGGGGCUCCCUCUCCCCAAUAUGGUCCAUCUCCUGGAACCCUUCAAGCCGGUGGGAGAAUUUCUGGAUGAACAGAGAGAACGAGGAUGCCGAGGAAGUCAUUGUCAACAGAUAUUUUCAGGAAAUCCCUUCCACUCUGAAGUCAACAGUAUACAGUAGUCAGGGUAGUGAGGCAGAGGAGGAAGAGCCAGAGGAAGAGGACGACAGUCCCAGGGACGACAACUUAGAGGAACAUAAUGAUAUCAUGGCUGUAGCUGACUGGGGACAGAAACUUUCCUUCUACCAACUGAGUGGAAAACAGAUUGGGAAGGAUCGGUCACUGAAUUUUGACCCCUGCUGCGUCAGCUACUUUAGUAAAGGGGAGUACAUCUUGCUGGGGGGGUCAGACAAGCAAGUAUCUCUUUUCACCAAGGAUGGAGUUCGGCUUGGGACUGUUGGGGAGCAGAACUCCUGGGUGUGGACGUGUAAAGUGAAACCCGAAUCCAACUAUGUGGUGGUAGGCUGCCAGGACGGCACGAUUUCCUUCUACCAGCUUGUUUUCAGUACAGUCCAUGGGCUCUACAAGAACCGGUAUGCCUACAGGGAUAGUAUGACUGAUGUCAUUGUGCAGCACCUGAUCACUGAGCAGAAAGUUCGGAUUAAAUGCAAAGAGCUUGUCAAGAAAAUUGCCAUCUACAAAAAUCGAUUAGCUAUCCAACUGCCAGAGAAAAUCCUCAUAUAUGAGUUGUAUUCAGAUGACUCAUCAGACAUGCAUUACCGGGUAAAGGAGAAGAUUGUCAAGAAGUUCGAAUGCAACCUCCUGGUGGUGUGUGCCAAUCACAUCAUCCUCUGCCAGGAGAAACGGCUGCAGUGCCUGUCCUUCAAUGGAGUGAAGGAGCGAGAGUGGCAGAUGGAGUCUCUCAUUCGUUACAUUAAGGUGAUUGGUGGCCCUCCUGGAAGAGAAGGUCUAUUAGUGGGCCUGAAGAAUGGGCAGAUACUAAAGAUUUUUGUGGACAAUCUCUUCGCUAUCGUCCUGCUGAAGCAGGCCACAGCCGUGCGCUGCUUGGACAUGAAUGCCUCCCGUAACAAGCUGGCUGUGGUAGAUGAAAACGACACAUGCCUGGUGUAUGACAUCCACACCAAGGAGCUGCUUUUUCAGGAACCAAACGCCAACAGCGUGGCCUGGAACACCCAGUGUGAGGACAUGCUCUGCUUCUCAGGAGGAGGCUACCUCAACAUCAAAGCUAGCACCUUCCCCGUGCACCAGCAGAAGCUGCAGGGCUUUGUGGUCGGCUACAAUGGUUCCAAGAUCUUCUGCCUCCACGUCUUCUCCAUGUCAGCUGUGGAGGUGCCACAGUCUGCUCCGAUGUACCAGUACCUGGAUAGGAAAAUGUUCAAAGAAGCCUACCAGAUUGCUUGCUUAGGUGUGACAGACACUGAUUGGCGUGAGCUGGCCAUGGAAGCUCUAGAGGGAUUAGAGUUUGAAACAGCAAAAAAGGCCUUCACAAGAGUGCAAGACCUCCGAUAUUUAGAGCUCAUCACCAGCAUUGAGGAGAGGAAGAAGCGGGGAGAAACCAACAAUGACCUGUUUCUGGCAGAUGUGUUUUCCUACCAGGGGAAGUUCCAUGAGGCUGCCAAACUGUACAAGAGGAGUGGGCAUGAGAACCUCGCACUCGACAUGUACACUGACCUCUGCAUGUUUGAGUAUGCCAAGGAUUUCCUUGGAUCUGGAGACCCCAAAGAGACAAAGAUGCUAAUCACCAAACAGGCUGACUGGGCCAGAAAUAUCAAUGAGCCCAAAGCUGCUGUGGAGAUGUACAUCUCAGCAGGAGAGCAUGUCAAGGCCAUCCAGAUCAGUGGCGACCAUGGCUGGGUUGACAUGUUGAUUGACAUUGCCCGUAGGCUGGACAAGGCUGAGCGUGAGCCUCUGCUGCUGUGUGCUGACUACUUCAAGAAGCUAGAUAACUCUGGCUAUGCUGCGGAGACCUACCUGAAGAUCGGAGACCUGCAGUCCUUGGUGCAGCUGCAUGUGGAGACUCAGCGCUGGGAUGAGGUGAGAGGAAAACACGCUUCAUGGGUUUGGGGCUCCACCUGGUGGCAAAAUAUGACAUCCCUAAUGAAUUCAGCCAAGUGCCAUGUUUUCAUGGGGGCUGCAGAAGCAUCCGAGUUGAAGGUUGACAUCUACGUGCCUUACGCUCAGUGGCUAGCAGAGAAUGAUCGUUUUGAGGAAGCCCAGAAAGCAUUCCACAAGGCCGGGCGGCAGGGAGAAGCAGUCAGGGUGCUGGAGCAGCUCACACACAAUGCUGUGGUGGAGAGCAGGUUUAAUGACGCCGCCUAUUAUUACUGGAUGCUGUCUAUGCAGUGCCUUGAUAUAGCUCAAGAUCCUGCCCAGAAGGAUGCGAUGCUCGGCAAGUUCCACCACUUCCAGCACUUGGCUGAGCUGUACCAUGGCUACCACGCCAUUCAGCGGUACACGGAGGAGCCGUUCAGUUUCCAUCUUCCUGAAACCCUUUUCAACAUCUCCAGGUUCCUGCUGCACAGCCUGACCAAGGACACCCCCUUGGGCAUCUCUAAAGUGAACACGCUGUUCACCCUGGCCAAGCAGAGCAAGGCCUUGGGUGCCUACAAGCUGGCCCGGCAUGCCUACGACAAGCUGCAGGGCCUGCAGAUCCCUGCGAGGUUCCAGAAGUCCAUCGAGCUGGGCAGCCUGACCAUCCGCUCCAAGCCCUUCCACGACAGUGAGGAGCUGGUGCCCUUGUGCUACCGCUGCUCCACCAACAACCCAUUGCUUAACAACCUGGGCAACGUGUGCAUCAACUGCCGCCAGCCCUUCGUCUUCUCUGCCUCUUCCUACGAGGUGCUGCACCUGGUUGAGUUCUACCUGGAGGAGGGGAUCACUGAUGAAGAAGCCGUCUCCCUCAUUGACCUGGAGGCACCAAGACCCAAGCGGGAGAACAAAUGGCAAGAAAUUGCGAGCAACAAUUCCCAGACCCUACGGCUGGAUGAGACCGUGGACUCCAUGGGAGACGAUGACCCAUUCACGGCAAAGCUGAGCUUUGAGCAGGGUGGCUCGGAGUUCGUGCCUGUGGUGGUGAGCCGGUCGGUGCUGCGCUCCAUGAGCCGCCGGGACGUCCUCAUCAAGCGCUGGCCGCCGCCCCUGCGGUGGCAGUACUUCCGCUCGCUGCUGCCUGAUGCCUCCAUCACCAUGUGCCCCUCCUGCUUCCAGAUGUUCCACUCGGAGGACUACGAGCUGCUGGUGCUGCAGCACACCUGCUGCCCCUACUGCCGCAGGCCCAUCGACGACCCCGGCCCCUGACCGGCGCGGCGCCAGCGCUCCUCCGGCCGCCUUGCCGUCCGCUGGGCUACGGAGGAGAAGAAAGAGUUAAGCUGUCAGAAUGUGUCUUCUGCCCAGAUGAAGUUUGUAUUUUAGGGAGGGGCCUUGUGUAACCACGGAAUUCCUAUUUAUGGCAUUUCAUGCCUUGUAAAUAGCACCAGGAGAUGGGGAAGGGAAUGUACAUAUCUUUUCUAAGAAAAAAAAUCUGUUACUUGCAGAACGGCUCCAAGUUGUUCGUGGCAGCCUGCUGGAGUCCACAGAUCUGUCAGACCGUUAACACGUAUACUUUGCCAACAGAUUGCCUCAAUAAUGACAAAUAAAAGGGCUACUUAUUUUCA
Microcebus murinus (gray mouse lemur) is the source of this 4210-nucleotide messenger RNA. The record is from RefSeq and is a predicted model, not a curated record. NCBI's taxonomy places the organism in Eukaryota, Metazoa, Chordata, Mammalia, Primates, Cheirogaleidae.